This is a messenger RNA of Parus major (Great Tit), 3852 nucleotides long. RefSeq names its product PX domain containing serine/threonine kinase like (gene PXK). Gene Ontology annotation, biological process: protein targeting to lysosome; early endosome to late endosome transport; protein phosphorylation. The transcript is spliced from 18 exons. The record is from RefSeq and is a predicted model, not a curated record. Bases 120 to 1664 code for a protein of 514 amino acids. Gene Ontology annotation, cellular component: extrinsic component of endosome membrane; early endosome; late endosome. Gene Ontology annotation, molecular function: phosphatidylinositol binding; protein kinase activity; ATP binding. NCBI's taxonomy places the organism in Eukaryota, Metazoa, Chordata, Aves, Passeriformes, Paridae.
GGCGGCGGCGCUAAGGCCCCGCGGCGGCGGUGGCGCUGCCGUGUUGACAGCGGCGGCCGCGCCGGGAGCUGCCCCGGGAAGCGGGUUGGCGGCGCCGGUUCUCCGCUCCCAGCUCCGCUAUGGCCUUCAUGGAGAAGCCGCCGGCCGGCAAGGUGCUGCUGGACGACACGGUGCCGCUGACAGCGCAGAUCGAGGCGAGCCAGAGCCUGCACUCGCACACGGAAUACAUAAUCCGUGUCCAGAGAGGAGUUUCAACAGAAAACAGUUGGCAGAUUGUGAGGCGAUAUAGUGACUUUGAUUUGUUGAAUAACAGCCUGCAGAUCUCAACUCUAAGUCUACCUCUUCCUCCAAAAAAGUUGAUUGGAAAUAUGGAGCGUGAAUUUAUCGCAGAAAGACAGAAGGGACUCCAGGCCUAUCUGGAUGUAAUUACUACCCAUCACAUACUGUCUAACUGUGAACUGGUAAAGAAAUUCUUGGACCCAAACAGCUAUUCUGUAAAUUACACUGAAAUUGCCUUACAGCAUGUUUCAAUGUUCUUCCGAUCAGAGCCAAAGUGGGAAGUAGUUGAACCAUUAAAAGAUAUAGGUUGGCGAAUACGUAAGAAAUAUUUCUUAAUGAAAAUUAAGAAUCAACCAAAGGAACGUCUAGUGUUAAGCUGGGCUGAUCUUGGCCCUGAUAAAUACUUGUCUGACAGAGACUUACAGUAUGCUGUGAAACUUCUUUCUUCCUGUUCUCAUCCCUAUAUUUACAAAAUCACUUUUGCCACUGCCAAUGAAUCUUCAGCGCUGGUUAUUAGACCAUUCAGUGAAAAAGGGACACUAAAGGACCUUAUUUAUAAGGCAAAGCCAAAAGACCCGUUCCUGAAGAAGUAUUGCAAUCCUAAAAAAAUUCAAGGUCUUGAACUUCAACAAAUAAAAACAUAUGGAAGGCAAAUAUUAGAGGUAUUAAAAUUCCUCCAUGAGAAAGGAUUUCCUUAUGGCCAUCUUCACUCUGCCAAUGUGAUGCUGGAUGGAGAUACCUGCAAGUUACUGGAUCUAGAAAAUUCCUUGUUGGGACUUCCAUCAUUUUAUCGAUCAUACUUUUCACAGUUUCGGAAAAUUAACACUUUAGAGGGUGUUGAUGUUCAUUGCUUUGGACACUUACUGUAUGAAAUGACGUAUGGAAGACCUCCAGACACGAUUCCAGUGGAGAGCUUCCCUCCUGCUCCAUCAGUGUUCAUUGUGUCAGUGUUGGAGUCCAUUCUGACUUGUGAAGCUCUGAAGAAUGGGAUGCCAACUGUCUCACGGCUCUUACAGAUGCCAUUAUUCAGUGACGUCCUGCUAACAAACUUUGAGAAACCACAGUUUAAGAUUCCUACUAAGCUAAAAGAGGCAUUGAAAAUCUCCAAGGAAUGCAUAGAAAAGCGAUUAACAGAAGAACAGAAAUUGAUUCACCAGCACAGAAGGUUGACAAGAGCUCAAUCUCAUCAUGGCUCUGAAGAAGAAAAAAAGAAAAGGAAGAUCUUGGCACGAAAAAAGUCCAAACGCUCUGCCAAUGAAAGUGGGGAAGAACACUCAGCCAAAUACAGCAACUCAAAUAACUCAGCAGGCUCUGGGGCAAGUUCCCCUUUAACAUCUCCGUCAUCUCCCACUCCGCCCUCCACAGCAGAGCAUGCAUCAUUUUGAACGUGAAUUUUCGGAAAAGUAAGCUAAUGCUGAUUUAUCUCUUUAAAGAUGCUCUGUUUCUGAAUGGGGAAGUUGGAUGCAAAUCUUGAAGUUUCUUAGUAUUGGGAGGGAAUAGAAGAAAAAAAAAUCUGAAUGUUCUUACAGAUUAUUUUAAUGAAAUACAGCAUCUUUAAAAACUAUCGCUAAAAUUAUUUUCUUUGUUCACAUCCCAUUCUCAGCCAAGUUUUUAAUGCUGUUUGCACAAUUGCUGUCACUUUAAAUUCAUAAUUAAGUUUUUGUUUCAAUUCAGGCAUCAAGUUUACAGCAUCUGAUUUACUUCCUAUUCCUUUUAACACACUCUUUUAACAAAAAUGUCCCUGUAAAAACCCUUGGUAAGUUCUUGUUUGAGUGUUUUAUUCUUACAACUGCAUGAAUGAAUGUGUAUUUGGAGGCAAAGUCCUUCAGCAUAUGUAUUGGAAGGGCCUAGUGAUAGCCAAGCACUUGUCUCAAAUGUUUUUUCUAGUAAAUACAGGAAAAUAUUUCACUAUAGGGCAGAACAUUUUCAUCUGUAGAUGUAAAUGUUUAUGACUGCAUGUGUGUGAAUUGAGAUUUCUUUUGCACCACUCAUGUCAAGAAGGGAAGGACAGCUUGGUGUUGAUUGCCUAACUGAAGGGAAUAGAUAUAAAGAUUUUUGAAUUAUGCUCUUAAUUAACAGGUUCAAUAUGUCAUGCUUAUAGCUAGUCAGAUACCAUUCUGAACCCUGUGUGUAUUUAUGUCUUAAGGUGGAGCUCAGGUGUAAGGCUGUAAUUUGUUGUUACCAGUUUCCCAGGAGUUUAAGUAAAUGAUGUUGUCAGCAGCUCAAUUUCAAGAAUAGUGAGUCCUGAGGAAUUUAACAAUCUUCCAGGAAGAAAGGUGAUCUCUGCCCCUACUUCCCUGUCUUUUCUACUCUUGUAAAAGACCAAAAUUUGAAGAUAACAUGUGGAAUCUUGGCCUACUAACACUUAAGUGAUCCAAGCAUUUUGUGUCUUUUUUGCCCUCUGUGUGUCAAACGUGUGCCUUCUUUCACCACGUGUUGUUACCAUUGUAUUUGUAUUCCCUGGCCACUGCUUUUGUGGUCAUUCAUCUUGUACAACUACUUGCAUAGUCUCUUUCAGCUUCACCUUGCAAUUCCAGACAAAAAUCUCAUCUUUGUUCUCUGCAGUUCUUCAAUCUCUUUGAAGCCAUUUCUUUUGUGAUCAGCUGCCCUUGGUGCUUUUACAGCAAUUUAUGUGAUCUGUUUGGGGGUAGGUUGGUGCACCAGUCCUGCAGGGUCCUGUUCUGACCACUUCAACCACUGAAUGCGUACUUGGACUGCUCUUAGUCUUGUUCUUCCUUUGGCCAAGUGCCAAAGUUUUCUUUCCUGACAGUCCAUCCACAAGAGAAACAGGACUCUAAUGUUGCGAAUGUCUUUUGAGUGUUUCUAAUAGUAAACUGAUGUACAUCUUUGGCAAGUGUAAAAAUCACAUUUCAUUAAGUAAGAAGGUCCCAGUAAGCAAUUUAUUUCAGUUUUUGCUGCCAUUGUAUAAAGUUUUGGUUACUUAGAAAGCAGUUGAUCCACAAGCAACAGGCAGGUUAAAUUGUUUCAGUUGAUCUCUGGUAUUUCUAUUGGGACUUGAGUAUCUGUCUCUUCUGUUAGGGAAGAAAGUGAAGAUGAGCUCAAUAUGUAUUUCAAUGCUUUGUUUUCAUAGAAGGCUUACAUGACAAUGAGAAUUUCUCCUGAAGAGCUGGAAGUGCUACAGUCACAGCACAUAUUAAUGUACACUGGCAAAAUUGGAUGCUUUAUGUGAAUACUCUGCAUUUUGAGCUUGCUCUCAUAUGGGAAAAGUCUUUUUUCGAAGACUGGUACAGAUAGGAAAAGAGGGAGUUUUAAAUUAUGUCUUUCAUCUAGUAUAACUCUUGUUUUAAAAACAGCGGUUCUGUUUUUACUGUUACUUAGUCUAAAAACAACUGUUAAUGAGGAAUUGAGAGAUAAAUGGAGCACAGAGAACUUUUUCCUGCUUUUUUUCUGUAACUGAGCUUUAUCUUUCAUCAAAUCCUUUUUGAGUCUGAGAUAUUGCUUGAUAUUUGCUCACUUCUAGCAAGCAGUUCUACUGCAGGAACAACGGUCUCUCGGUUGCCUUAAUGUUGUUUUACCUUGCCCAGUAUCACAGUUUUUGUCACUUACCAGCAU